CUGGGCUGGGCUGGGGCCCAUUUCCGGUUGGCGGGCUUUUUGCAGAGGGUGUGUUCGCAGUCAGCAAGACACGGUCGUGAGGGAAUUCUCCUUUGGAGCCGGCAAUCGUCGAUUAUAAAAGCGGAGGACUAAAUAUCCGAUUCAAUGCGCUCCACUGCAAAAACAAUGAUUACAAGGGAAGGAAGAAGAGUCCCUCGAUUGGCUGCCUCGCUUUCUCGGCAUAUACCUUGUCCUUCAUCAGUGCAAAAUGAAAAAACAGUGGAAAAACCACCAAUCGUUACUACAAGCCUAGAAACAACAGCUACCGCAGAGCAAAUUGCUUCUGCAAUUGUCCCCACAUGUGAUGCAACUGUUUCUGAUUCACUGGAACUCCAGGUGAAGACAUCAGAGAGUGAAGAAUGUCUUCAGGUGCCAGUUGAUGCAGACAAACCAGAAGAACUUCCUGCAAAGACUGAAGUAGUUGAAGAUGUGAAUGAUUUCAUUAAACUACUGGAAGAGUUUGAAGAGAAAAAUAUAAAUCCAGUAUCUGCACUGUUACAGUUUUGCCAACGAAAAGGAUGUGAGUUGCAUUUUCAGGAAGUGGAGAAUGCAGGAAUUUCUGCUAUCUCCUGUUAUUCUCUUCGUGCUGUUGUAAAUGGAUUUGAGUUUAAAGAAGGAACAGGUGUCAGCAAAAAGGAGGCCAAAUAUAAUUGUGCUGAAAUUGCAUUGAAACAACUCUAUCAACAGUUGCGGUUGUUUACUUCGAGCGCACAACCUCCAGAAGUUGCCAAGUCAUGUGCAAGAUCCAGAGUGUUAUCUGUGAGACGGCCACGUGUCCCAACUGAGAAUCUGGUCAUUCAUCCUAUCCGUUGUGCAGCAAUUAGCAGUUGCAUGUUAAACAUGCUCGUAGAACAUCUACCAAAAUACAAAAGCUCUAAAGGGACCCUGGCUGCUUUCAUAGUGGAGAGAGUGACAGAAGAUUGCAGCAACGAGACUGGUGAACAGUAUGAAGUUGUUGCUUUAGGAACAGGAGACUCUUGCUACAGCGGUUGGAUGUGUUUUGAUGGCCGUUUACUCCAUGACUGUCACGCUGCAGUGAUUGCAAGAAGAGCAUUGCAAAGAUAUUUGUUUAAGCAGCUCCUCCUAUUCUGCAGCAAUAAUCCUGCGUGUUUAGAAAAGUGCAUCUUCUGCAAGUCUUCAGAAAAUGAUUUCCUCUCCCUAAAGCACAAUAUAUUUCUCCAUCUCUAUCUCAGCAGUGUGCCGAAGGGGGCUGCUCGAAGCAUUCUUAUGGACCCUGUGCCAUACCGAAAUCCUGAGAUGAGACUUCACAUUCAUUCGAAAGGCUCUAUCAUGCCAGCAGCAAUCUGUCGCCCAAGUGUGACCACAACCCAUGUCUGCUGCAUGUCCGCCAGCGAUAAGCUGAGCAGAUGGAUGGUGCUCGGAGUCCAAGGCGCCCUCCUCAGCCACUUCAUCAAACCUUUAUAUAUCACCAGCAUUGUCAUUUCUGACCAAUUUCAUACCUUGACUAUCGUCACAAAAGCCAUCAACCAACGGGUGGAUGAGAGUUUGAAUGAGAAGCUCCCUUCCCCAUUCACAGCGAUGAGGGCACAUUUCUCCCACUGCAGUGGAGAAGAAUCAGAGGAAGUAGAAGCUCUUUACAAACUGAGCAUUAACUGGUGUUGGGGCGAUAGCUCUGUGGAAAUAGUAGAUGGAGCAACAGGAAAGAUCACGGAAGAUUCCCCUUUUAAGAACGGAAUCAACAGUGCCAGUCGUUUGUGCAAGGCUGCCAUGUUUUGGUCCUUUCAACGUUUAGCAAAAGCAAUGGAUAGACCAGAGUUACUGGAGUGGUCAACAUGUCAUGAAGCCAAGAAAGAAGCUAAAAAAUACCAACAAGCCAAGGGCAUUGUGAACUACCACUUCAUAUCCACUGGAGCUGGGCCAUGGCCACAGAAAGGUUUAGUGGACAACUUCAGCAAAUAGAUCUCACUGGGAUAGAAAGAAACUAAACUGAUUAUUAUUUUUUUGUUUAAAAAAAAAAAAAAUCAUUCUGAAUGUUGGAAAUGCCUUAGUCUGAAGAUCAGGCAGUGUCUUUUUCAAGCGAUGCUUAUUUAAUUUGUGUAUCUCAUUUUGCUUUCAGAUCAUGCAACUGCUUUCUGAAAUUGAUUUUUUUUUUUUUUUUUAUUUGCUUUGUACAUUUCAGUUGUAAUAUUAAAGUGCGGUUUCAAGGAACUAGAUGUGUUGGACUUUAUUUUUGAAGGAAGGUAAAUUGCUUUUUUCUUCCUCCUCUGUUGCUUGUUUGCGUUUUGAUACGCAGAUUUGUCAUCACUAGCAGUUGUGCAAACAUGUGAAAGUCAUGGAUGUUAGAACAAGAAUAAGCCAGAUAUUUAUUCAAGCUGAUGACUUAGCUGGCAGGGGAGAGACGGAUUGCUGAGCCCAAUCUUCCAGGGCAAGAUCAUUGAAAUCAAUGGUGAGGAAGACAAUGGUUGGCACGGUGGGACAGAGGUAGAGUUGCUGCCUCACAGACCCAGGUUCGAUCCCAACUACGGGCGCUGUCUGUAUGGAGUUUGUAAGUUAAUUGGCUUGGUGUAUGUGUAAAUUGUCCCUAAUAGUCGGAUAGUGUUAAUACGCAGGGGUCGUUGUGGGCUGAAGGGCCUGUUUUUUUUCCAAUGCAUCUCUAAACUAAACAAUGAAGACAAUCUUACAAGCUUCACCUCCUGACAGAGGUGGAUCUUUGUGCUGGACAGGGGACAAAUAACUAACUGGCUCCACUGUCAUGGGCACUGUGAUCAUUAUAAUUAAUUCCACUGGAGGAUGAGAAGUUUGCAGCGUUCUGCUCUGGCCAAUCAAGGUAUAUGUGGCCAUUGCAGGGCCAAUGGCUGGCAAUGUCCUGCUGAUACUCUUGCCUGCAUCAUCACUGCAGCUAGACCCCAACCAGCAGAACAUCCAGACUGCUGAUGAAAACGGUAAAAGAUGCAAAAAAAGUGUGAGAUAUCUUCAGCAAUCCAACAGAUGAAGCAUACCACCAAGGCACCAGAUGACUCUACCUGAUCCUGGACAGAUUUUCUGUGUCCAAAACACCCAGGUCCGAUCCACUGAGAUCACUUUGGUAUUCUUCUGACCACUCAAUCAUUCAGGUUGACUCACUUUGAGGAAGAGCAAAAGGCAGGCACAGGGUGUAGCAGUUGAACAUCUAGCUAUUGUCCCCAGCGAGAAUCAAGGAACUAAAAAGGGAUUAAGCAGGUUGGGAAAACUGAAGACUCUUGGGAUUGCUGAUGCACAGA
Messenger RNA from Leucoraja erinaceus (little skate), 3260 nucleotides. RefSeq names its product adenosine deaminase domain-containing protein 1-like. Gene Ontology annotation, biological process: RNA processing; adenosine to inosine editing. NCBI's taxonomy places the organism in Eukaryota, Metazoa, Chordata, Chondrichthyes, Rajiformes, Rajidae. Gene Ontology annotation, cellular component: cytoplasm; nucleolus. The transcript has 12 exons. Bases 145 to 1959 code for a protein of 604 amino acids. The record is from RefSeq and is a predicted model, not a curated record. Gene Ontology annotation, molecular function: double-stranded RNA adenosine deaminase activity; double-stranded RNA binding; tRNA-specific adenosine deaminase activity.